AUGGUUAAAUUAGUUGCUGUUUCCCUGUUGUUCGCAACCUCAGUUCUUGCUGCUCCAUCUGCGAGCGCGUCGUGGAAAGGAUGGAAGACAAUGAAGAAUCUCUUCGUCUUUGGCGACUCUUAUUCUCAAACCGGAUUCGAUCCUAAUGGCACUCAGCCCUCGGCAUCCAAUCCCUUUGGAAACCCGACAUACCCCGGCUGGACAUCAUCGAACGGCCCGAACUGGGUUGGUUUUCUCACAACAACAUAUAACGCCUCUCGCCUGCAAACGUACAAUCUCGCCUAUGGUGGUGCUACGGUCGAUUCUGCUCUUGUAACACCUUACGCUUCGACUGUGCUUUCCCUCAAAAACCAAGUAAAAGACGAAUUUCUACCCAUCUACGGCGCGCACCCCAGCAUCGCACCCUGGAAGAGUGCCGACUCGCUCUUCGCCUUCUUCAUAGGCAUUAACGACGUCGGAAAUACUUGGUGGCUCAAUAAUGGCACACUCUACGACCAAAUCUUUUCCGUCUAUAGUGGCCUGCUUUCCGACGUUUAUGCGACUGGGGCGCGGAACUUCCUAUUCCUAUCCGUACCGCCAAUCAAUCUCGCGCCAUUGACGCUUAGCACGGACGACGGCGGCUAUGCGGUUCAAGAAGAGGGCAAGGUUGUGCUGGACUGGAAUGCCAUAUUAAGAAAUAUGACCACGAGGUUCGCCGCCUCUCACUCUGGAACCAAGAUCUUUGUCGAAGAUACCUGGACGGUUUUCAACAACGUUAUCAAGAACCCGGCGAGUUACCCGCAGACGAGCGGGCUCAAGAAUGUCACUGGAUAUUGUGCCGCUUAUGCGAACGGGACACCUACCUGGUACACCAAAGACCCUAACUGCACAUACUCCGUAAACCAAUAUCUCUGGCUCAACGAAUUGCAUCCCACAUUCCCAGUCCAUAAUGCUACAGCGGCGUCGAUUGCGAAGCUGUUGAACGCAUCGUAG
Dothidotthia symphoricarpi CBS 119687 is the source of this 972-nucleotide messenger RNA. RefSeq names its product carbohydrate esterase family 16 protein. The record is from RefSeq and is a predicted model, not a curated record. The transcript is spliced from 5 exons. Bases 1 to 972 code for a protein of 323 amino acids. Gene Ontology annotation, molecular function: hydrolase activity, acting on ester bonds. NCBI's taxonomy places the organism in Eukaryota, Fungi, Ascomycota, Dothideomycetes, Pleosporales, Dothidotthiaceae.